Molecule: messenger RNA, 1429 nt
Organism: Fukomys damarensis (Damara mole-rat)
Lineage: Eukaryota; Metazoa; Chordata; Mammalia; Rodentia; Bathyergidae
Gene: Npdc1
Product: neural proliferation, differentiation and control 1
Exons: 10
Coding region: 1-1146 (381 amino acids)
Cellular component (GO): membrane
Source: RefSeq, a predicted model, not a curated record
AUGCGGGGCUUCCCUGCUUCGGGGUACAGGGACCUCCCCGAGUCCUUGAGCCGCCUCCUUCAGCCCAAGAGCCCCCACAAUGACCCAGGCGGCCUAGAAGAGGAAUGCUCGAGCUGUUUGUGUGGUUACUGCCCCGUGUGUGUGGGCGGGCUUGCUUUGCUCGCCCCUCCACCCCCACAUACCCUUCUGCGGGCCGCUUUGGAGUCUGAGACCCGCGGGCCGAGAGGAAGCGCCGGGCUGGAGUCUCAAUCUGGCUCUCUUGGCCGAGAUGCAGCUGCCUGCCCCGGGAGCCUGGACUGUGCCCUGAAGAGGCGCUCCCGAUGUCCCCCAGGUGCGCAUGCUUGCGGGCCGUGCCUUCAGCCCUUCCAGGAGGACCAGCAGGGGCUGUGUGUGCCCAGGAUCCGCCGACCGCAGGGGAAGGGGCCCCCCCUGCCCAGGCUGGAAGAUGAGAUCGACCGCUUGGCUCAGCAGCUGGUGCUGGAGGAGGCCAGGCCCUCACAGCUCCUGGCGCAACCCCUCCCUGAGGCCCGACAUCGGCUCCUGGAGCCUGCAGUUACCCCAGGUUCCUCAGAGCGUGAUCAGAGACCUGAGCCUGGCCUGCCCUCCACUCGGGGAGCCCCCACGCCCACACCCCGCACCUCCUUGGGCGCCCCAGCGUCUUCUGGGCCAGUGCACAUUGCGCCCCUGGAGCCCCGGGGUGGGCAUGGUGAGGGCCUUGCCUUCGUGCUCCUCAUUGUGUUCUGCAUGUCUGGCGCCACCGCCCUCGCUGUGGCCACGCUCUGCUGGUGUAGGCUGCAGCGAGAGAUCCGCCUGACCCAGAAGGCCGACUAUGCAGCUGCAAAGGCACCCAGCUCGCCCAGGACACCCCGGAUUUCGCCCGGGGACCAGCGGCUGGCACACAGUGCGGAGAUGUACCACUACCAGCACCAGAGGCAGCAGAUGCUGUGCCUGAAGCGGCACAAGGAGCCCCCCAAGGAGCUGGAGGCGGUCUCUUCGGAUGAGGAGAAUGAAGACGGCGACUUCACGGUGUAUGAGUGUCCGGGCCUUGCACCGACUGGGGAGAUGGAGGUGCGCAACCCACUGUUCGACCACUCCUCGCUGCCGGUGCCCCCGCCGGGACCCUGCUCACCGCCCCCACUGCAGUGACCGAGGCCAUGCCCACCACUUGCUCACCGCUGCCCGCAGUGGCAGGAGCCUGGGGAAGAACGCUGCUGACCGUGCCCAUGCCAAGGCUGACACUGGUGCAGGGCCCCUGCCAGAGAGAGCCUGCUGUGUGCCGGGAGACCUUGGUCCCCUUGUACCUCCCCUGUCCAGUCUGAGGCUCCAAACUGGAAGGAGAGGGGCGAGCCCAGGUGUGGCUGGGGAAUCCUGGAGACAAAAGCCAAUUAAAGUACCUUUAAUGCCCGCGCUUUCGGCUGUGCUGGAGGUU